GGCCAGGUCCCGGUUGCGCUCAUCGACCUCGCCAAACCAGCUCCGUUCAGCAAUUGCAACCUUGGUCCCGUGGUUCUCAACACCCGACCGACUACGUCCUCUCGAAACGGCCGACCGUCCAGUCUCGGCUUUCAUUCCUCCCAGCCUACACACACCGCGACCUCUAAUCCCCGCGAUAUCUCAUCUUCUUCUGCGAACCGAGCCUCCGCAGCCGACCCGUCAACACAACCGCUCUCACUUUUCAAGCGUCGGGGCUCUUCCGCUCUUUCCUCUUAUCUAUCCCCGACACGGCCAUGGCGACUCGAGGACCCCCCGGCGCUCGCGGCAUGAGCAACCGCUUUGCCCAGUUCAAGCUGGUGUUGCUAGGUGAAUCGGCCGUCGGGAAGAGCUCGAUCGUGCUGCGGUUCGUCAAGGAUCAAUUCGACUCGUACAGGGAAUCCACUAUCGGCGCCGCCUUCCUCACGCAAACCAUCUCGCUGGAUGAGAACACGACGGUCAAGUUCGAGAUCUGGGAUACGGCGGGCCAGGAACGGUACAAGUCGCUGGCCCCGAUGUACUACAGGAAUGCCAACUGCGCAGUCGUCGUUUACGACAUCACCCAGGCGACAUCCCUCGACAAGGCCAAAUCGUGGGUUAAAGAGCUCCAGCGGCAGGCCAACGAGAACAUCAUCAUCGCCCUCGCCGGGAACAAGCUGGACCUGGUGACGGAGCAGCCCGACAAGCGGGCGAUCGAGACGGCCGACGCCGAGGCGUAUGCAAGGGAGGCUGGCCUUCUGUUCUUUGAGACGUCGGCAAAGACGGCCGAGAAUGUGCAGGAGUUGUUCACCGCCAUCGCCAAGAAGUUGCCGCUCGACCAGGUCGGGCCCAGGCAUGCCCGGCCAGGCCAGCGACCCGGUGUCAGCCUAGCGCCCGAGGGGGCAAACACGCAGGUUGGCGGGCCGUGCGCUUGCUGACGGAAUGAAUGCGUGGAAGAGGGGAAGGGAGAGAGAGAGAGAGAGAACAGAAGAGAGCAUGGCGG
Thermothelomyces thermophilus ATCC 42464 is the source of this 1018-nucleotide messenger RNA. RefSeq lists its product as uncharacterized. Gene Ontology annotation, molecular function: GTP binding; GTPase activity. The transcript has 4 exons. NCBI's taxonomy places the organism in Eukaryota, Fungi, Ascomycota, Sordariomycetes, Sordariales, Chaetomiaceae. The coding region runs from base 294 to 953 and encodes 219 amino acids. The record is from RefSeq and is a predicted model, not a curated record.